Messenger RNA from Cuscuta campestris, 3344 nucleotides. The record is from the annotation of a GenBank genome assembly. Lineage: Eukaryota; Viridiplantae; Streptophyta; Magnoliopsida; Solanales; Convolvulaceae.
UUUUUUUGUUUAAAGACGUAUUAUUUGUAAAAUAUAAAACAAUGUAGAACUUACCUCCGAGUCAUGGAAAACAACAUCCAACGAUUCCGGCCCUCGAGAAUGAGCAGCGACAUGGUUAAUAACUACGUUUACUGGUCAAACGCUAUAGCGCAGCCGAUCUUCCCAGGCGCAGCAGCCGAUCUUCCCUGUCACGCCAUAACGGGAAUCCUUCCUCGUCACACUGCUGAACGCGACGCAGCAGCUUCUGGGAGACCCAAGGUUUCAAUGGCAAGGGAAGAUGCACUGGACGAGAUCCCUCUAAGCAAAAGAUUGGAGAAGAUACAGCUCACCCAGAUGCUCUAUUGUUGUUGUAGGAAGUUGAAGUGGNAAUCUCCAUUUGGCGUUAUAUUAGAUGUCGCAGAGUUUCCAUGGAUUAGUGGUUAUUUACUUAUUACUUUGGUCAGAAAUUGUGAUAGGCCAUCUGGAGACGAAAGUAAAAAAGAAGUAUUGACUUUUCGAUUUCAUGGAAAUGAAGUGAACUUGACGAAGGAACAAUUUCAUCUAAUCACUGGUUUAAAGAUGGGUGGUUACAGGGGCGAUAUGGAUAAUAAACAGAGAAGAAGGUUUGCGUCAAGGUUCUUCCCCGGGAGAAAAUCAGUACAGCGUAAAGAUAUUUCCGCAGCUUUUUUAAAUUUUAAGCGGGAUGCACCUGGGGCACUUGCUAGUGAUGCACUCAAGAUGUCAUUGGUCUAUGCCUUGUCACAUUCAUUCUUAGGUAACCAGCCGACAGUGAAAUUCCCGAUGUGCUAUAUAAACUUAGUGGACGAUAUAGAUGAGUUCUAUAGUUUCCCAUGGGGAGAUGAUGUCUGGUCAGACUUGGUUGAUCAUGUUCAUCGGUGCAGACUAAGCAUUGAAAAGGGUGGAACUUCUCGUCCAACAUUUGGGGGAUACAUGUUUGCACUGCAGAUAUGGGCAUUUGAGACUUUCCCGUCACUUGCGAAGGCCGGGAUGUGUAUGCUGGUUCCUGGUAGAGAAGUGUGCAUACCACGUUGUUUGAAGUGGAAGGUUUGUGCUAAAUUUAGUGCUCGAAAAGUGUCUGAUGCACUGUUCAAAUCUGAGAAGUUGUUGUUGACUCCCAUCGUGCCUACCGUGGAUGAGAAGAAACUGGACAGUGUGAAGCUUCUUUUUCCUUGUGAGAAAACACAGUCCGCCAAAGGAAAGAAGAAGUUGUCGCUGCAUGAUGCGAAGCGAGCAUGUCAGGAGAAGAAGACGGACAAGAGAUCAGAGGAUGCAGUGUUGACGAAAGACAGUGGAAAUAUGUCUACCAAGCAGGGUGGAGAUGAUGAAGUAGGUAUGGUCGGUUUGGGCAGUGUGAGUGGUAAUGAUAUGGCUUAUGGGUCCAACGGGGAGAAAGAGGAACGUAUUCAAAAGCAAUGUGGUGAGCACAAAGAAUUGUUGAAAGUAAUGUUGGAGAUUAUGGCUAAGCAAGCAGAACAAGACAAAAAGAUUGAUCAAAUUUUGGUUAUGCUUCAACAAAAAGCUGUAAGCUCCCAAAAUGAAACACAUACCGUGAAGGAUAGCAUGAUGGCAGAGAAGGAGCAGCUGAAACCAGAGAAUGAUGAUGUUAGAAAGAGUUUGGAGAAUGAUGAAGAAAGAAUGAUUAAUCCAGAAGGACCAUCCUUUGAAAUACUUACUCCCAUUGCAAAAGAUGGUGUGGCUAGUGAUGGGAAUAAGGAUAAUGGUAGUGGCAGUGUGUUGGUAGUUGAAGAAAGUCGUACUGAAGACUUUUUCAAGCCAUCAGAGAUUUCCUUGGGUGAUACACAAUUCAGUCCUCAUGAUUUGGAAGUUAUAGACAAGGUGACUGACAUGUGGGCGAAGUCUUCUGAGAGACGCGAAACUGUUUGUCCAGUUGAUUGUUCGAAGAAGAUAGACUUGCGGAAUGUAGGGGGCGAUGGUGGCAAGGCGGCUCUUGACGAUGAUUUUGACAAAAUUUUUUGGAAGAGCAAAAUGGGCAAAAACGUUGGAGAAGAGACGAAGGUUGUCGCGGCGCCUACGAAUUCUGACAGUGCUUGUGUGGAGAUUAAGAGGCCGAAAAGGGUGCAUAAGAGUCCAGAAAGAUAUACUCCAAGCGAGGUUGUCAUUAAAGAGAAAAGGCGUAAAAUUGAAAGAAUGGUACGAUUUAGCGAGCGCGUGAAGAGUGAACGGAAUGGGCAACGAUAUAGGCCAUUUACUAAGGAUCCUAAGCAAAUGCCAUCCGAAGAAGAUGUUGAAAAGGUUAGAGUUUUCUUGAAUGAAGGACUUUUGAAGAGAAGAGGUAUAGCUACCGGAACUUGUAGGUAUGUAGCUGAAGUGGAUGACUUGUCCAAAGAUCCCAUUGUCCUGGAUGGAUUCAAGGUGGAAAAUAAGACAUGGUUUUAUGAGCUAUUUACCAAUACAGAGUGGUUGCGCAGCACGCAUAUAGAGAUUGCGAUGUACUAUCUUGAAUUGAAGAGCAUUCAAUACAGCUUGAUGCAGACAUACACAGCAGCGUCACCAUAUUUUUUGCAAGGACUCAAGACGCACCAGGAGAUGGUAGACGUCGGCAAGGUGAAAGCGGAGGCUGUGAUUGAUAAUUCUAGUCUAUCAAGUGUGGUAUUAGGAUUAGCGCACCAAUAUGCGAAGCCUUGGUGUGAUUGUGAUUUUGUAUAUAUGCCAUUGAACACUGGGAACCACUGGAUGUUACUUGUGCUCGAAGUUGAAGGAAGGAAGAUAAGGGUCUAUAAUUCUAAAGGAAAGAAAGGGCAGACAAGUAGGGAAAUCAUUCCAUACGUGACGUGUAUAUCAUCAUUGUUACCCAAGCUUCUUGACAUGUUGAAUGUGUAUGAAAAUCACUCGGAUGGGCCAAUGGGAGAUCAAAAGCUCUCAAUUGAUAUAAUUGAUGGGUGUCCACAACAAAGUGACGGGUCUAAUUGUGGUAUGUUUGUAGUGAAAUUCGCAGAGUUUUUAAUGAUGGAUUUAAGGAUAGAUGAAGUGCAGUCAUGUGACAUGGAAGCUUACCGGGUUAAAAUGACAACAGAACUUUUAGCUUAUAGCUAUGAGAGGAAGGAAGAAUCCAGAAAGCAAUAGACUUUUUUUGAUACCUUCGAUAUUUUAUUGUUCGUAUGACAGCUGUUUGGAGUUUGUUUUAGUUUUUUUGUGGUAUAAAUGAUAUUUUGUUUUGUUUUAGUAAUAAUUUUUGGGCAUUUAAUUAAUUAGUGAUUUGAAAGUGGAUUAGUGGAUAUUUUGUUAUUAAGUCACACUGCCAUGACCAUUCCACACUUCCAAAAUUGUUUAGGCAGUCACUGCAUACUUUGUUUGAUUAAGUGGAAUAUACACUGCAAUGUUUG